This is a messenger RNA of Silurus meridionalis, 1583 nucleotides long. It is a transcript of the gene snai2, whose product is annotated as snail family zinc finger 2. NCBI's taxonomy places the organism in Eukaryota, Metazoa, Chordata, Actinopteri, Siluriformes, Siluridae. Bases 203 to 997 code for a protein of 264 amino acids. The record is from RefSeq and is a predicted model, not a curated record. Gene Ontology annotation, biological process: regulation of DNA-templated transcription. Gene Ontology annotation, molecular function: DNA-binding transcription factor activity, RNA polymerase II-specific; RNA polymerase II cis-regulatory region sequence-specific DNA binding. The transcript has 3 exons.
UUAGGGAGUAUUUGAUGGGGCUGUAGCGGUUCUGGAGAAGUUUUUCCGCCUGGGAUGUAGGAUGUGUUUGUGUGUGUGAGUGUGUGUGAGUGUGUGUCGGAUUGCGCUCUGAGGAUUUAACCUGCUGUCGGGGAUUUUCAGCUUUUUUUUAUUUCUUCUUCUUUUUUUUUUUUUUUCUUGUCGUAAGGAACCAGGUCCAAAGAUGCCGCGCUCGUUUCUGGUCAAAAAGCAUUUCAACUCCUCCAAGAAGCCCAAUUACAGCGAGCUGGACUGUCCUACAGCGUUCGUGUCUCAGCAGCUCCUUAAAAGCCUGGUGAUGCCCGUGAUCCCGCAGCCAGAGGUCCUGAGCCCGGUCAUGUACAGCCCCAUCACCAUGUGGACGGCGAGCGACUCUCCCCCUUCGCCGCUCCCCACCGACCUGUCGCCUGUGUCGGGAUACCCCUCGCCCAAAGACGGCCACGAGAUACCGAGGAGCGACGAGGACGAGCACGAACAUGAGCACGAACAGCCGGCGUCCUUCACCUUCACCACCACCACCAGCCCGAGUGGCGCCUCGGACGUGACCGAGAAGUUCCGCUGCGCCCUGUGUCACAAGUCAUACUCGACGUACGCGGGCCUGCUCAAACACAAGCAGCUGCACUGCGAGGCGCAUGCACGCAAGGCGUUCAGCUGCAAGUACUGCGAGAAGGAGUACGUGAGCCUCGGCGCGCUCAAAAUGCACAUACGGACACACACGCUGCCGUGCGUCUGCAAGCUGUGCGGAAAGGCGUUCUCGCGACCGUGGCUGCUCCAGGGACACAUCCGCACACACACAGGCGAGAAGCCGUUCUCGUGUUCCCAUUGCAGCAGGGCGUUCGCCGACAGAUCCAACCUCAGGGCUCACCUGCAGACGCACUCGGACGUCAAGAAGUACCAGUGCAAGAACUGCUCAAAAACCUUCUCCAGAAUGUCACUCCUGCACAAACACGAGGAGUCGGGAUGCUGCGUCGCUCACUGACGCCCCCUAACCCCCAAAAUAAAGUCCAACCUACACAGACUGCUCUGGGAAAAAAAAAUUUCAUGGUGCCUUGAAACCAAAAAAAAAAAGCAAUAUUUGUCCAAAUAUUUUCACACGCAGUAUUUUUUACCAUUUUUUUUUAUAUGAUCAUGCGCUCCAUCAUGUGCUUCCUAUUUGUACUUUUUUUUUUUUUUUUUGACCUAUAAUUUUUUUUCCUUCCUUCUGUGUACUGUAAGAAAAGGAAAGUUUACUCAACACAGGACGAAACCGCCGAAACGUCCCGUAUCCGAUCCCCGUACUGGAUGUGUUUAGAAACCAAAGACUUCUAGGAUCAAAUAAAGCCAUUUUCUCCAGAGGGAACAAGUGCAAAGUAUUUAAAAAAUUUACAAAGACAAUCAGCGUUUUUUUUUUUUUUCCUUUCAGAGCUCUGUAAUCGUUUAUUAUUUUUUAAAUACAUAUCUGAAUGUACGUGUGACUGAAAUGAUUGUAUAUUGUUUGUACGUAUACAUUUAAAUGGAAUGGGUGAUUUAUUUUUUGUAUGUGUUCCCUUUUUUAUACACUUUCUAAAUAAAAAAAAAAAAAGUUC